AUGGAUGGGAGCGGGGCUUUUGGGACAGCGAGCGUGAGGCUCCGGCAGCCGCGGGGACGUGGCCCCGUGCCCCAGGCCCACCCUGCUCUGGCAUCCUGCUCGCUGGGUUCCAGCCUGGAGAGCUCCCUGCGCCUCAGCCCUGCAGGCUGCCCCAGCAGCUCCCCCACCAACUGCUGUGCUCUCUCCCUCGCAGACUCCCUGUAUGUGUCCGAGUACUUCUCUCAGAGUGCACAGAAGCUCUCCUUCUACAGCUGGUAUGGCAACGCCAAGCUCUUCCACUUCCACGUGCCCGAGGACACCGUGCUGCUGCGCUGGCUCCUGCAGGCAUCCCGGGGAAAGGGCCCUGAGUGCACCAGCAUGGAGAUCACUGUGCACUUUCGGCACGGAGCCCCUCCCGUCAUUAACCCUUUGGGCACCCGCUUUCCUGCCAACGCCACCGUCCGUCCCUCCUACAACAUCAGCAUCACCCUGAGCAGUGCUGUGCAGAACACCACCUUUGUCAACGUCACCACCCCUGCUGCUGGGGACUGGUUCAUCGCCGCCCACCUGCCCCAGGCCGCGGGCAGGAUCGAGGUCAAGGGCUUCUCCACUCCAUGCCCCUAUAUGUUCCAGGCAGAUAUGUUUGUGCUCAGACUCACUGAUAUGCCUGUCCUGGAGCCUGGUGUGCCCAUGCCUCACACCGUUGUCUCGCCUGCUAAGCCACUGCAUGUCAAGGUCUUCGUUCCCAAGCACGCGGCAGCGAUGCGGUUCCAGCUGAGCAGCUGCGUCACCAGCGAGCAGAGAGCCUGCACUGUGAGGGUGCUGCUGGGCUCCAUCACCCUGCCCCAGUCCUUCCAGAGGAGCCUCACCUGCACGGGGAGCACCAACUGCAGCCUGGCCCUGGAGUCGCCCCCCUGGGAGAAGUGGCUGCAGAUCAUGGUGGAGAGUCUGGGCACUGCCAACGCCAGCGUGUCGGUGGAGAUGCUGGCUUCUUUCACAGGUCCGUGCGCUACCGGCUGCUGAACGGCCCCAGCGUGCCCGUGAGCUCCCUGGCCCCCACCCUGCUCCUGCUCAACCUCAACACGGGCAUGGACAGCGGGGGAUCCCUCGUGGUCAGUCUGCUGCUCAACAAGACAUCUGUGAGCCUGGCCAAUGCCACCGUGGCAGCCUGUGUGAGUGCUGCUUCUCCAGUGUUGUCCCUCAAUGCCACACAGAACUGCAGCACAGCUUUCUCCCAGGGCUACCCUCUGAGUGUGAGCACGUCCUCUGCAGAAGCCACGCUGAUUGUCCUGUACCCACAGACCGAUGACUGGUUCCUGUCCCUGCAGCUCCUCUGCCCCAGGGCACAGGGGGGCUGUGCCGGUGCUGAAGGCAGAGUGUCGGUGUUCGCCUACCUCACCCCCUGCUUCAACGACUGCGGCCCCUAUGGGCAGUGCAGCCUCCUGCGCAGGCACGGCUUCCUCUACGCCGGCUGCAGCUGCAAGGCCGGCUGGGGCGGCUGGAGCUGCACAGAUGACAGCAAGGCCCAGACCGUGGGCACACAGAACCUGGCCACGCUGCUGCUCACCCUGAGCAACCUCAUGUUCCUGCCCGCCAUUGCAGUGGCUGUCUAUCGCUUCUACCUGGUGGAGGCCUCUGUCUACACCUACACCAUGUUCUUCUCCACGUUCUACCACGCGUGCGACCAGCCGGGCGUGGCCGUGCUGUGCAUCAUGGACUAUGACACCCUGCAGUACUGCGACUUCCUGGGCUCCGUGGUGUCCAUCUGGGUCACCAUCCUCUGCAUGGCCCGCCUCAAGAAGAUCCUGAAAUACGUCCUUUUCGUCUUGGGGACCCUGUUAAUUGCCAUGUCCCUGCAGCUGGACCGCAGAGGGGUGUGGAACAUGAUGGGUCCCUGCCUCUUCGCCCUCCUCAUCAUGGUUACAGCCUGGGUUCACCACGGAGCAAAGCGCAGGCACUGCUACCCCUCCUCGUGGAAGCGCUGGGUUUUCUACCUCCUCCCAGGGAUCACCUUGGCUUUCAUUGCCAUCUCAGUGUACGCCUUCAUGGAAACCAAUGAGAACUACUACUACACCCACAGCAUCUGGCACGUGCUGGUGGCCUGCAGCGUGGCUUUCCUGCUCCCUCCUCGGGACAAGCAUAAGAAGCCCUGGGCCUGGCCCCAGAAGCUCACGUGUCGCUAUCAGAUCUGCCAGAAUGACCGUGAGGAGCUCUAUGCUGUGACCUGACCUGGCCUGGCCUGGCUGCAGGGAUGGGGAGGCUGCUCCUGCCCCUGGCACGUUGUCACUCCUCUCAUGGGCUCGUCCCCUGGGCAGGAGGGCGCAGCGUGGACUGGGUUUAAAGGUGAAGAUGGUCUGGGCUGGUCUUGUGGAGGCAAGCUUGAGGCCACCUCUGCUUUUCUGCUGGGGUGGGGCAGGCUCUUUGUGGUUCCAGAUCAAGGAAUAGCUUGUUCCCCACUUCCCCAUAGCCCUGGGGGAGAUGGCCAACCCUUCUUCCCCUGCUGCUGCAUCCACAAGGCUUGGGCUUAGCCCACACUGAGCUGGAGCCAAGGCUUUGGCUGCUGGGCUCUUCUCUGCACCCCGUCCUGGCAGAGGAUGGGGGACACCCCUGCCAUCCUGCAGCCAGCACUUGAACCCAAGAGAAGAACAGAAGUUUCUUCUGCUCUGGGGAGCAAAUGCUGCUGAGUGCCCUUGGUGCUGAUGGGGAGGGAGAGCGGGAGCUGAUCUCAGCACGUGCUGGGCCCUUGGCUGCCAUCUCCCUGGGGGUGUGGGGCCUCUCUCCCUCUCAAACAGGUGCUGCUGCUCUUACCUGGUCCUGAUUCUGUGGGGGAAGAAUGAGGCUGGGACUUGGGCCCUGGAUUCAGGAUCAGACCUGGCAGGAAUGUGAAAAACCCCACGUGGGGACAUGCAGGAGACAGCAGCAGCAGCACGUGACACCCACAGCAGUGCAGGGUUUAGUCUGAGUUUAACUUCAGCUCUGGGAGGAGCCAGGCUGAUGGUGUUCAGGGAUUCACUGUGUUCCUUUUUUGGGGGGUUUGGCGUGGGCAGGGCUCUCUCUGGGGCAGCACAGGUGGUUGGGGUGGUGCCUGAGCUGCUCCUCCAGCCUGCUGUGCCCCAGAUCCUGGAUGUGCUGCAGGCUCUGAGGCCUCUGCAGCCCCAGCCCAGCCAGGAGCAUCACAAGGGGCUCCCCGGGUGGCCAGGUCUCCUUUGCAGCGUGUCCCACCUUAGCCUUACUCCAGGGCACGCAGAAAGCAAGGGCAGAACUUGGCAACCAGGGAAGCUGUCUUUGCCCAUCCUUCUUCUACAGAUAAGGGCUCAACUCCAUUCUUGCAGCUGUGUCAGCCUGGUGUGUGCUGCUGGAGCCCCUCCUCAGGUGGCUUUGGGGAGGAGAGAGCUGUUAAUGAAGGAUUUGCCUCCUCGGGGUUCUUUCUCUGCUUUGAAGAGCACCCAGCUCAGCUGUGCACUUUAUCCCUCUGCCUCCCCUUCCUCUGCAAAGUCCCCCUUUUUAAGCAGGCUCAGGACAAGUGAGGGACACUUGUCCACACCCAGCAGUGUCAUCCCCCUGCCACCCGUGUCCCCUGCCUGUCCUUGUGCUGCUGCCAUCCAGGGCAGCACGCUGGGAAGGGGGACACGGGGCCCUCAGGGCUUCCUCCAACUUUUACCACUUUUAGGCACUUUUUUUGUCCCCUGUCUGGGUUUGCACAGCGGUGCUGAGGCCCCAGCACUGUGGCAGGGGAUCACUGCUCCUUCACAGCCGUGCCGUCCAUGCCAGGCCACCAGUGGGACCUGGGGGCCACCAGGGGGACCUGGGUGCCACCAGACUGGUCUGGGUACUGCCAGCAUGACCCAGGUGCUGCCAGUGGGACCUGGGUGCCACCAGGGUGACCUGACUGCUGCCAGUGGGACUUGGGUGCCACUGGUGUCGCCUGGGUACUGCCAAGGUGACCUGAGUGCUUCCAGUGUGACCCAGGUGCUGUUGGUGUGACUCAGGUGCUGCCCAGGUGCCACCAGUGUGACCUGAUGCCACUGACAUGGCCGGGUAUUGCCGGUUAUCAUAGAAAGCAAUAAUUCCUCAUCGGGCCUUUCCCUUCAGGGAUUUCUGUGCUGGAAGCAGGAGAAGCUUUGAGGCAAGAAAUCUCGCUGACAUGAUUGUUUAUUUUAUUUUUAUUUUAUGUAUCAUUCAUUUUUUGCUUUGCCCCCUCCCUGCUGACCCGGCCUUGGUGCUGCAGGAGGGAGGGUUAAUUAUUUUGGGUAAAAUCUGAGCAAAUUCCUGCGUCUGGGAAAAAAAAAAAAGAAAAAAAAAGGUUAUUUUUUUUCUUUGCUGUUAAUACCUGUGAUUAUUUUAUACAGUAAAUUUUAAAGCUUACAGUUUUAUAAUUUAAUAAAGGUGACGGUAUUUGCGGGCA
Messenger RNA from Zonotrichia albicollis (white-throated sparrow), 4384 nucleotides. NCBI's taxonomy places the organism in Eukaryota, Metazoa, Chordata, Aves, Passeriformes, Passerellidae. The record is from RefSeq and is a predicted model, not a curated record.